Sodiomyces alkalinus F11 is the source of this 1552-nucleotide messenger RNA. Its product is annotated as Formyltransferase. Gene Ontology annotation, molecular function: methionyl-tRNA formyltransferase activity. Gene Ontology annotation, cellular component: mitochondrion. Gene Ontology annotation, biological process: conversion of methionyl-tRNA to N-formyl-methionyl-tRNA; biosynthetic process. The record is from RefSeq and is a predicted model, not a curated record. The coding region runs from base 22 to 1308 and encodes 428 amino acids. The transcript is spliced from 4 exons. Lineage: Eukaryota; Fungi; Ascomycota; Sordariomycetes; Glomerellales; Plectosphaerellaceae.
CUCCCUCAUCAUCUUUAUGCCAUGUCUCAACUUUUCCUAUCAAGAACAAAACCUUCAGUACUUCGAUUGCCCUUGUCUCUCCUUUCUCCGAGGACUGCAUUUUCCUUCUCUACCACAUGCUCAAGACACAAAAUCUCGGAUCCCCUCCGGAUCCUCUUCUGCGGCUCCGAUGAGUUCAGUAUCGCCGCCCUCGAGGCCCUACACAGGGAACAUCUCAGCAGUCACUCACUCGUAGAGUCUAUCGACGUCGUUGUGAGACCUGGAAAGCCGACGGGACGAGGCAUGAAGACUAUCCGCCAAGUUCCCUUAAAGUCCACAGCUCAGCAACUCGGGCUUCCGGUCCAUGAGUUGAAUACCUUUACCGGAUGGACCCCGUCCUUUGAGAUUAACCUCAUUGUUGCCGUCUCCUUCGGUCUUCUCGUCCCACCACGUCUUCUUCGUCUGGCCAAGUACGGUGGUCUAAAUCUGCACCCCUCACUACUCCCAGAUCUUCGUGGCCCAGCACCCCUCCACCACACUCUCCUCCUGAACCGCCGCCACACAGGCAUAACCCUCCAGACGCUCCACGAAUCCAAAUUCGACCACGGGACCAUCCUCGCCCAGACCCCAGCCCCGGGGCUCCCCGUCCCGCCCGACGCAGACCUACCGACCCUCCACAACCUCGUCACCCCGCCCGCGGCCGAGAUGCUCAUCCAGGGUCUUCGUCGGGGGCUUCACGUCCCGCCCUUGCAGCCCGUCAGACGACAAGCCCGAGGCAACGAGGACGAGGACGAGGACGAGGGCGAGGGGGAGCAGAAGUAUGCCCACGCGCCCAAACUGACCAAGGACGACCGUCGCGUGCGCUGGCGCCACUGGACUGCGGACGAAUUUGUCCGGCGGUGGCGCGUCCUCGGCCCGCUCUGGGGUCAGGUCCGCGUUCCUUCCCCCCCUUUUUCCGGGGUUGGCGUCGCUGGGCAGAAGAGUAGCGGCAGUAGUAGGAGUAGUAGUAGUAGGCGGCUCAUUCUCGAGAACGUAUCGGUUGUCCCUUUCGCGGAGGUGGACAAGUUGAACGAGUCUGCUGCUACGCCUGACACUGAUGGCAAGAGAGUCGUCGCUUGGGUGGAAGGGAACGGGAAGGACGCGGUGCCGGAUUCGGAUACUCAAGUGGCUUAUUUCGAUUCCGGGGCCGGUGAUGGGAGUGUACUGAUGGUCCCCCCCCGGGGAGGCGAUGCGUAUCUGCGCGUCGCCAAGAUUAAGGCUGAGGGUGACAAGAGUAAGCCUGCGACGCGGGUUCUGUUGCCACUUUCGACCGAGGAAGGGCCUGCGUAGGGGUAUUAUGCACGUCCAAAUAGAAGAUGAAGGGAAUAAGAAGGAAAAGGACAAGAGAAACAGAUACCAUCCGCUAAUCCAUCCUGUAUCACGACGCAUCACAUCGCAUUUAAGCCAAGUCUAAGGAAUUUGGUGGCCAAAGCCUUUUCCUUUUCCUUUUCCUUUUCCUUUUUUAUUUUUAUUUUUAUUUAAUUCAGGGAGUAGAGAGAAGAAGAGAUGAGCUACUACAUACAAAUCAACGCCA